Molecule: messenger RNA, 1293 nt
Organism: Liolophura sinensis
Lineage: Eukaryota; Metazoa; Mollusca; Polyplacophora; Chitonida; Chitonidae
Product: neuropeptide F receptor-like
Exons: 2
Coding region: 136-1293 (385 amino acids)
Biological process (GO): G protein-coupled receptor signaling pathway
Cellular component (GO): membrane
Molecular function (GO): neuropeptide Y receptor activity
Source: RefSeq, a predicted model, not a curated record
UUGAAAUUGUACAACUAUUCCUGUAAAUACUUUUAGCGAAUUUCCCAAACUGCCAUCCGUGUUUUCAUUGGUCUGUCUUGCUGCAUCGGUAGCGGCUUUAAGUCAGGAUGUUUAUCGGGGGAAGUUCAUCUGACAAUGGAUUCCGACCAGAACCUGACACUAUCGUUCAUGAAGACACCAAACAACUACUCAGCCCACGACUAUAUGCCGAUUCUACAGGAAUACAAGCAUCAAGAUCGUUGGUUCGAUAAGCCGACGGAAGUGACCAUCACGAUAGCCUAUUGCACUAUUAUUCUUCUUGGUCUUCUGGGAAAUGGAAUCGUCUGUGUCAUUGUUAGCCGGAAGGAAAAUCUUCGGUCGGCAAAAAAUCUCUUUAUUAUGAAUUUGUCGAUAUCCGACAUCAUGAUGUGCGUUAUAAGUAUGCCGUUCACUUUGUUGAAGCUCACCAUGAAAAACUGGCCGCUAGGUAAAAUCAUGUGUAAGAUCGUGCCUUUUGUUCAUAUGACGGACGUUUUUGUCUCCACGGCUACCAUUGUAGCCAUUGCGGUUUAUCGACAUCGCUGCAUCGUGUACGCCAAGAAAAAGUCCUCGUCCAAACGGACGAUCGUAUACACGUUAGUGAUGUUGUGGGCCAUCUCUCUGGCUCUCUCUCUCCCAGUGUUCAUCUUCUCAGAGGUUAGACCCAUACAGAUGAUGCACACCUUGGUCCGCUAUGAUAUAUGCAUGGAAGUCUGGCCCUCCGGUAAGAUUCGAGGUCUUUACACCAUUUUGCUGGUUGUAGUUCAGUAUCUUCUGCCGCUUGUAGUCAUCAGCAUUUUGCAUAGCAGAAUUUGCCACUUCCUGCGUCUGCGAAUCACGGAAAAUCCCAUCACACGGCGAAAUUUCGAGAGGUCUUUGAGAGCCAUCCAUCGGCAUCGGAAAAACAUGACCAUUCUCACGUCCAUUGCGAUGACCUUUGGGAUCACGUGGUUGCCGUUAACCGUUCUGAACAUUAUGGCCGAUUACGACUACCGUAUUUUUCUAGAAAGCAACUUUAAUCUGGCCUACGCUAUCUGUCACCUGACCGCCAUGUUGUCGGCCUCGCUGAACCCAAUCAUAUAUGGAGGACUUAAUCCUAACUUCAGAGAGGAGUUUUUGUCGGUGCUUCUUUGUACGAGACUGCGUUCAAGGAAAGGCGAGGAUUCAAUCGACGAAGGUGUCUUUAAUCUGCCUGUAAUAGGAAUGGAUGGAUCGACUCCAUCCAAAUCGUCCAGUGGCACGAACUACAGGAGUAUUGUAUUCAACAGCGGUUGA